UCACGUUCGAUGUAUGGUGUCAUUUCGUUUGUAAUAUUCGUCAUUAAAGAAAUAUUAAAAUGUUGAGAAGAUUCCUUGUAUGUUUAGUCAGCUAUGUCUUACUACAUUGAAGAUAUGCUAGUGACUUUUGGUGGUGUGGAAAAGUUAUAGCGAAGAAAUUGUAGUUAAAUAGUUCAGUAUGAACUGUCACCAAGUAUUAAGUGGAGCCUGUAAUUCAGGAGAUCAAUGUUUUGCUGUGGGUUCAGUCGAGGGAAUCCCAUUCACAGCUUAUGCUGCGGGCUGCAACAUUGUGAUACUAGCUUCGAAUUUUGAGAGGGUCCAGAUUAUCCCCGGAGCUAUCCAUGGCUACAUCCGUAUCGGCUCCCUGGACUGCAGUACGGACACUGGAAAGAUCGCUGCGGCGUAUGGUGCUGAAGUCUGUAUAUUUGAGCCAACACCAUUGAUCCAUAGUGCUGCUACUACUCACGGUUUGGAAUACCGAUGGGUGCAAACCGGAAAGCUCAAUGCAGAUGGACCAAUCACUGCCCUUUCAUGGAACUUGGAGGGCACGCGGCUCCUCACCGGUGGGAAGAUCUUGCAGCUUUGGCACCAAGCCUCACUUUAUCAAGAGGACAGCCAACCAAGUUCCGGUGUAACAUUCCAAAUCGGCGGCAGCGACAAAGACGACAAGCCGCCGAAGUUGCAGGAUGAAGAAGAGCCCGGUUGGCUUUGCGUAUGGCAGUGUCAGACGGCGACGCCAGCGCAUCACCUCGCCUUUUCACCAGACGGUGUUCUCUUCGCUACGUCAGGAGUCAACGAUAGAUUAGUUAAGAUCUGGUAUCAAAAUAAAGUAUUGAUACACGCGCAAGGCGAGCACGCGUCGUCCGACCUCAACUACACGUUCAUAUACGUCGCGCAUCCGCGAGCGGUCACGCAUCUGUCAUGGCGGAAAACGAGCAAAUAUAUGCCCAAGGGCAGCGUCGGCAACGUGCUAGUGACAUCAUGCGUGGACAACAUCUGUCGCGUGUGGUCGGAAACCUUACUCCCGGACGACGAGUGGGGCGGCUGCGUGACGGCGCACAGCCGCUCGCCGCCGCGCCGCCAGCGCGCCACGCACCGCCACAAGCACCGCUUCAUGCAGCGCCUGAAGCACAUGAAGACAUGCUUCCACAUACGACGGAACGCGCAGUCGUCUAAGCAGCCCGGAGCGCCCAUCCCCACUUUACCCUCGACGUAUAGUGCACACGACUUCCAUAACCCUUAUCACGCCACAUCUUAUACUGGAGGUCUUCAUUUCCAUUUAGCAGCAUCUAUAAACGCAGAGACAGACAUUCCCCUAGUGCCAUCGCUGGCUGGCGGCGGGCGGUUCAUACUGCACUGGCUACACAAUAAGGAAAUGCAUUUCACCAGCCAAGCUGAAGCCAUACUGCAUGAUCUUACUAAAAAGGUUUUAGAUAAAGAAGAGUCUGAAGAAGGAGGUUCAGAACACACCACGCAUCCGGACGGAGAUAAUGACGCGAGUAGCGGUAACCACAGCCAUCCAACCCUGUCCAACACGACGUCUAUAAACUCCAUAGCAACGGACGUCACAUGCACGCAUUUACCUGACUCGUUAGACGCGAAGAUCGAAGGACUUUUACGGGAUUGGCAUCAGAGUCCUGAUCUACUCUUCUCUAUACACCCUGUGGAUGGCAGUUUUCUUAUAUGGGUGUGCGAAUGGCUAGACGAGCUCCAAGCGGGCGCGAUCCGGCAAGCGCAAGUGUCGUUCUCGGCACGGAUCCCGUCCGCGUUCCCGCUGGGCGACGCCACCACCAUGUGCACGCCGGCCGCGCUGUACCACGCCGCGGCGCAGCCGCUGUACGUGAGGCACCGCACCAAGCCCGUCACACCCGGCCAACAACAACAGCAGCCUGAAGCCGCGACGACACCGCUGGCGAGCGUGCAAGAGGAGAAAGAGGAGACCGAGUGGCCUCAGAACGACGAACAGAAAGAGCCUCUGGAAAACGGCCAAUUAGAAGAAAAUAACAACGACAUGAAACGUAAACAGAGUAUAGCCACAGAAGACUUUGGUGAAAAUGAAGAGGGGGACGUGCUGGACUCGGCCCCUGUCAUAUCCAUGGUCACCAAUCAUACCAACGGCACGCUCAAUCUCUGGCAGCUCACGUUCGAUGACAAAUCUAAGUUUUCACAGGUGUUAUCAAUAGGACACGCGUCAAGAGCGUCCGGACAUAGGUUUAGGGUUAACGACAUCACAUGCCAUCCAGUAUUACCUCUAUUACUUACGACGAGCCACCACAACAUAUCAGAUAGUGACAGAGAUACGCACACACCCAACGACGACACCGCGGCCGGCGGGCUGUGCUCGGAGCUCAUAAUGUGGCGAGUGGAGUGCGUCGGGCCGCUCGGCAAGUCGGGCGGCGUGUCGGAGCUGGCCAGAGUCAACUCGCCGCAUCUGUCCGCCUUCAGCAACGUGGCGUGGCUACCUACCUUACUGCCUAGCACAACCCUCGGCAACCUGUCCAACUCGCCGUCGGCGUGUUUCGUGGCGAGCGACGGCGAGAGCCUGCGCGUGUUCCAGGCCGUUAUCGACGCGCGGACGCUACUCGCCGAGAUAGCCACGUCGGAGCGACGCCACAACAAUAACGUAAUGCAACACGACACAAUGUCCAUGUCUUCGGAGUCUACACUAGAGGAAGGCGGCGGCAUACCGCUCCACGAUCGCAUCAGGAUCGUCUCGCAGCAGUCCACGGCGCGGCCCGGCGCCAUCAUACAGCUGCACGCCAUCGCCGACGCCACGCACGACUGGCACAACACGCAGCUGCUGCACGUGUUCCAGGAGCAGCUCAUCACAGGCGAACGUACCACAACAGACACCGAUAGCACCGACUCCGGCGUCGAAGGCGACGUACACAGUAUAACAGAAGCUGGUCUAGAAGCAAUAGUGGAUCUACGGAAAGCAGCAGUUUUUAAUGAGCCUUUCUACAUAGUUGUUUUAGAACGCACGGACGGCGGGUCCACUGUGCAUAUGUGGAGGCUUACUGUGUCCUCACAGGCGGAUCCUACAGACGAGCUGACGAACAGCAUGAUGUACGUGCCGGACAGCGCACUGGUGCAAGAAGACGAGGGCGAGUCCCGAAAGAACUCCGUAUCAUUCGACGCGGCCGAGCGCGCGCCGCCGCCGCCUCCCAACUUGCAUCUUGCUAUCACCACUAAAAAGGUGUGCGAAUGUCCACUUGCGUUGCCGGAUGGAGUGGAUGUGAUCCACGCUACCCCGGCCGCUGGUCAUUUAAGUUCGGCCUCUAUUUACCCCGCCUGCCUAGCGCCUUACAUCUUAGCCACGGCGUGUUCGGACAGCACAUUAAGAUUCUGGAAGUGCAGCGUUACGAAAAAAGACAAUGAUGAAUAUGACUAUUCUUGGAAAGAAUGGGAAAUGAUGAAUAAGGACCAAGAAUCUGCUAUUGACAUUCCAGGGCAACCACUCCACAUAAGCGCCGCGUACUCGGGCCGCAUAGCGUGUGCGUACAAAUGCGGGCGCUCGUUCACGCGCCCCAAGGGCGGCUCCAGCUCCGCCAACUCGAACCCCGACGCGCGCUUCGUGAACCUAAGCGUGUGCGUGUACGAGUGCGAGAGCACCGGCGGCGCGGAGUGGUUGCUGGAGGACACGAUACCUCUGAAGAACGUCAGCUUGCCGAGGGUCGGGGUGUGCGCGGACACGCAGAUAGACUUGUCGUAUCUCAACAACAGCGCGUUCAUGCAGAAGAAGCUGCGGGUCACGCAGGUCCUUCAAACCCUGUCGUCUGACGAGAGCCGCAACCGCAACGGCGAGGCGGAAACGGGCAAGUCCGCGGGCCUCCUCGCCGUGCCUUCCUUCAGCACGCUGCAGUCUCUUCGGAAGAGUAUCAUGGAAAACGGGAACACUUGCCCACUGACGCAGAAACACUUGGUGCAAUUAGAUUGGGUGUCUAAGGAGGAUGGAUCACAUAUAUUGACUGUGGCAGUUGGAAGCAGAGUGCUGCUGUUUACUGCUGUGUCUAGCGACUUGGCUCAAGCCAACUUGAAGGCUAUGAAAGAAUCCAUCAACAAUAACCGUCCCAUACUCCGCAAGGCAUCCUCCCUAGCUGCUCCCUUAUUCGUCGAAGAAAUCCGAUGGAUGCAACUCCGGCGUAUCCAACUGAAAACCGCCGAUGGUUUACCACCCCUGCCUAUGCAGAUAUCGUGGGUGCGAGACGGUAUACUUGUGGUGGGGAUGGACUCAGAGAUGCACGUGUAUUCGCAGUGGAAGCCGGAGAAUCAAAACUCCGCUUUGGGCAUGUCUGGUGUACAGGAAAUCGAAGAGGGCAGCGAAUCCCGCGCGUUACGAGACUCCGAUCUACGAGUCUCAGCGCCGCAUUUACAGAGAGUGUCCUCUAUCAAUCUACAACUGUUAGAGCGGGAUGCAAGACGACGGAACAAGACCCAGCCAGAUCAACCGCAGCCACUGCUCGACUACAUGCCGGACUAUGGUCUCUUCGAGGCAUCUCAGAUGGCCUGCCCAGUAUUGCCACAGUAUCAUCCGAAGCAGCUUAUGGAAUUGCUUAACAGCGGAAAAAUACGAUGGGUUAAAGCUAUCCUCGCUCACUUGGUGAGACGUAUCGGCGGUACUUGCGCUGGACGAGGAUCUCAGGGCGAUGAAGACAGUUUAUCCAAACAGCGCGGCUGGUCGCGGUCGCGAACUCUUUCGGUGUCGUUCGCUGCUGGCGCCGUUUCGCCGCUAGAUGGCGUUGCUCAGAUAACAGAAGACGUGCAGCUAGAUUACGCAGAAAUCACUUCGGUACCUCCGCUCCCUCUCUGGACGUUGCUCGUUGCCGACAAGGAGUCUGCCAAUCAUCCGUCUACAAUACAGGAGGCCAAGGAUUACGGAGAUCUAUUUGACGGGACCAUGGACGUAGAUGAAGACUUGGACGCGUUGUUACUAGACGAGGAGGAAUGCGUCGAUCGCCGGCCGUCAAUGCCGCCAGAGCGGCAGCUGUUAUCACACUUUGGACCUCGUCAAGGCCGUAUUCUCUCUCGGCUACUGACCCACACGCACUUGCCCGGGCUGAGUUCACUAGACCAGAUGCAUUUGCUCGCGUUGGCCGACACUGUGUCGACGUGCGACGCCGACUUCGCCGAACGCUUCGCCGCCAACGCCCGCGUCGACGUCGCACAGGGGACUGGACAAGAGAUUCUACCUGACUCUUUAGACGAUUGCGGCCUCCGAUUCGUUCUCGCCAUGAAGCACUAUGGCUAUCUCCUCCGCUGCCUGCCUCUGGCUCAACGCGCGAACCUACAGCGGAACGGUGUGGGCACCUGCAACCUGGUGUGGGCCUUCCAUUCAGAGACACACGAACAGCUACUGGCUUUGAUACCGGGGUACUCUAAAGGACAGCCCAAGUGGACCACUAUGAGAGAGUUAGGCGUAGGCUGGUGGAUAAGGGGCGACCUACUGCGCGUAUGCGUGGAGCGGCUCGCCCGCGCCUCCUACAUGGCCAAGCAAGAUCCCAUGGACGCCGCGUUGUACUAUCUCGCUAUGAAGAAGAGAAUGCUGCUAUGGGGCCUGUUCAGGUCGAGUAGAGACGAGAAAAUGACGGCAUUCUUUGCAAACGACUUUUCGGAGGAUCGCUGGCGCAAAGCGGCGCUGAAAAACGCCUUCGUGUUGCUCGGGAGACAGCGUUUUGAACACGCUGCCGCAUUUUUCUUACUCGGAGGAGCCCUGAAAGAUGCCUUGGAGGUGCUGAUAACUCGACUGGGCGACUUGCAGUUGGCCAUGGUUGUUGCGAGGCUGUACGAGACCGAUAACCCAGCGUCACCCAGUUUGAAAAGAUUGUUAAUGGAUGAAAUUCUCGGAGGUGAAACCGAAGACGGUGAAAUAGACCUAGAGCGAGCACACCCCGACCCAUUCGUGCGCUCCAUAGCACUUUGGGAGCUGAAGCGAUACGGCGAGGCCCUCGACACUUUACUAGCGCCCGCGGGCCGCUUGCACACCGCGCGCGAGCCGCGCGACAACGAGCCCGUGCCCAGCGUGUUCAACUUCUAUGUGUACCUGCGCACGCACCCCAGACUGAAGCGGCACAAUCUGCCCAGUCAGGGAGCAUCAAUAGCCCUCCUCCAACAAGAGUCCGACGAAGGCAUCACCCGACUCGAGCGGCGGCUGUACUUCCAAACGGCACACGGACACUUCAAGGCGGGCUGCCCCGCGUUAGCUCUGGAAGUAUUAUCGAAGCUGCCGGCGCGGGUGCGGGACGAGCGGCGCCCGGCCCGCCCGGCGCCCGUGGCCGCGCCGUCGGUCGACGAGGCGACCAUACAUACGGGGCAGCUGACCUAUGCGAGCGAAACAAAACAAACCGCGAACCCCGAACCAGCGCCUGCAGAAAUGGACUGGGGCUCGUCAACAAUGGACUUGGACUGGAGUGCACCUGUCAGCAAACCUAAAGAGGACGAGCUCGUGCUCGACUGGGACGAGGACGACGACAAAGGUUCCGGAGCAUCAGGUGCAUCCACGCCUCCGCUAGAAAUGAAGAUGGACAAGGCAGAAGAGGCUGAAGUGAACGGGGUAACUGAAAGUGAGAAAGAGAAGGAAGAGGAGGCGCCAUCUGUUGACAUUAUGGCGCAGCAACUCAAGUUCGUGGCGUGCCUCAAGAUAUUGAUGGAGGAAUUAAGCACGCUUGCUACCGGGUUUGAAGUUGAUGGCGGUCACCUCCGCUACCAGCUGUACAUCUGGCUGGAGCGCGAAGUGGAAGCCCUCCGCCGCCUGUGCGGCUACGCGUCCGCCAGCAGCGCGGCCGGCGGCGGCGAGCUCAUAUGUGCGGACGCGGACCCGCCGCCCUUGCCCGACCGCCCGACGUUGCAUCAGUUACUUAUAAGGGAGAAGGCGGACUUUGAGGCUAAAGUGCAGAGGGCGGUUAGGAGGAAGAAGUGGCUUAAAGCGAACGAAACCCUCCUCCGAACACUGCUAUCGUACUGCUCGCUACAAGGCGCAGGCGGGGGCGGCCUCGCCUCCGUCCGCAUGGAACUAGUACUGCUACUGCAAGAGCUGGGACAAGAAAAACAGCACCAGCAGUUACUAUCGCCUCUGCCGUUCCCUACUACACUGCCGCUGCUGGCCGCCGCGGUGGCCACCAACAACACCGUGGUGGCGGACCCCGUCAGACACCUGCAGUCCGUGGCACAAGACAUGCUGAGCACGCUGGGCGAGAUGGGCAUCCCGGGCGGCUCGGCGACUCGUCUACUUCACACACUGCGCGUGCUCGCCGUGGCGCUCUCCGCCUGCAUCUACCAGAGCCUGUGCGACUCCGACACCUUCCAUCUCAAGCACCACCACACGGACAGUAUUAUUGCCGAAACACCUGGAACCCACACGUCGCAUAUGCUGGCUCGGCAACGGCGAUAUUCGACUGAAGAGCUCACUGUCACCACCCCACCUAACAAAUGGCCAGGAGUAUCGGCGUUACGCGGGCUCGCGUUGCGGGCGGCCGAGGAGGAGGAAGCCCCCCGCCUGCCCGUGCUGCUGGCCGAGGCGUUCUGCGCGGUGUACCUGGCGCUGCUGGGCUGGGCGCUGGCGGCGCGCGACGCGCACCUGCUGUACCGGCUGGCGGCGCACACGGCCGACACGCGCGUGCACGCGCGCCUGUUCGGCGGCGGCGUGCGCCGUCUGCUCACCACCGCGCCGGCGCCGCCCCCGCCGCAGCCAAAACUAGUAGAACGCCCUGAGGGUACCUCCGUAUGGUCCUCCCUCCGCGAGAAGCGAGCGCUGCUCAACAUGCGGCUGCUGGGGCUCGGGCCCUCGGUCCCGCACAAGAACAUCCAGGAGGGCAGGCCCACCUACAGGGAGCAGUUCGUGCCGCCCUACUGCAGUAUACUGACGUUCCUGUUGAACAAGCCAACUCCCGAGCAAGACCCAGAUUGCUGCGAUUACGAUUCAGCGGAGUCGGGUGCCGAAGAUCCCGAUGACAGCGGCAGCGAAGCAGACGAUGACGACAUCUUUGAUACUAACCCGGCCAGAGAGGCGAAGCGCACUAAACUAGUGAAUACAGAGCACUCCGACCCGGACUCUUACUCGUGGGUGCUGAUGCGCGUCGCGGUGCUGCGGCUCUCGCAGCAGAAGUUGCAGCACUUCCUGCAGCUCUGCGGCAUCGAGAUGUCAGAGCUGGCAACAACGAGUCCAACCGUGCACGCCGCCUUACGUCGCGUAGACCAAUGGCAGCAGCAGUUAACCGAGAACCUGGAAUCGCGCGCUCCGCCCCCCGACUACAUCCCGGGCUGCUUCCCGGAGCAGCUGCCGGCCGGCCCGCCCAUCAACAAGUACAGAUGCUUGUUAGAAAAACACAACACGCCAUUCAACUCGAAUCUAUUUAGCACUGCGCCUGCGAGACGAUUGUGGAGUUUCCUCGUUCGACAGGAGUUAGUUCAGGAAAUAUUUAUCCGCGCGGUGUUCUCCCGGCGUCGAACCAUGUCCCUCACAGCAGAAGGGACCGGCGAACCGCGUCCGGGCUGCCUGCCUAACCAACAAAGGCUCGGGGACGAUCUGCACAAUCCAGUCAGGAUUAUACACAAGGAGCAGGACUCCAUUGCUGCUUUCUGUCUCAAUCGGGUCGGCGGUGCAUUGCUCGCGGUAGCAACGGCGCGAGAGGUGCAAGAGAUGGACGUGUCGCUCCUAUUGCGUGGCGGCGCGAGCUGGGCCGAGGACGAGUGCGAGGUGGACCUGCUGGCGCUCGCGGCCGACCCCGCCGCGCUGCCCGACACCGGCUUCCUGCUCAUACAGCACCAGGACAAGCCUAACAACGGUUCCGUGCCAGGCACCGGCAACAGCUCGCCGUUGAACCCUAACGCGCCGCAGAUCCCAGUCGGUAUGGCGAGUCAGACGGGGCGGGGCGCCAGCGUUGUGAAGGGCUUGCAGUUCCCGGGUUGCCACGACGCGAAAUACUGUCGCCUGGUGCUCCACCGUUCGAAGCUUCUCAUGAAACCGGUGCUGAAACACAAAAUUGAUAACAUCAAGCGUAUGGCAGCUCAUCCUUCGCAACCAUUGUACCUGACGGGCGGCGCCGACGGCUCAGUCCAACUCUGGGAAUGGGGCCACUCAUCGUGCGUAUGGUCGGUGCGCGCGCCCGGCGCCUUCGCCAAGGUCACCCGCGUCCGCUUCUCCGACUACGGGAACAAGUUUGCGGCUGCGGAUGCCGACGGCAACCUUGCCAUGUGGCAGCUCCACCCGUCGGCGCAGCAACACGACUCUUCGCAACCUCACGCUUCAGCUAGGCCUUUCUUCACUCACCAGUGUCAUAGUAAAGGAAUUAGUGACUUCGUUUUUCUUGGUUCCUGCAGUUUAGUUGCUACAGCCGGGCAUAGUUCGGAAAGCAAAAAUGUUGCCAUAUGGGACACGUUGAUGCCGAUCAAGAAGGCGUUAGUUGUUUCUUGGACAUGCCACGAGGGCGGCGCCGCAUGCCUGGCCUGGGCGGGCUCGGCCGGCGCGCUGGUGUCGUGCGGGCGGCGCGGGGACGUGUUCGUGUGGGACCUGCGCACGCGCGCCUCGCGCCACAAGCUGCACGCGCACCACGCGCCCAUCAAGUGCGUCGCGCUCUCGCACCACGAGGACCAGUACGCCAUCGGCGCGGCCGACGGGGACAUCAAGGUGUUCUCACUGAUGACGCACCAAUUACUGCACACGUUUGCCGGCGAGCAUGCACGCAGCUCCUUCUUCAAGCACAUCGGUCAAGGCGUCACGCAGAUUCAUAUCGACAGCGCCGGUCGGCUGUUCUCGUGCGGCGCGGACGGCACCAUGAAGGUGCGCAAGCUGCCCGAGCGCGACACGCCGCCGCCGAGCCACGCGCAGUAUUCUAAUUAAUAGGCAGGCGAGGUGCAACAGCGGGAGCAGCCGUCGGCCUACCCGCGAUACCCUUGUGAUGUAUUUAUCGUUUUUGCUACUCAAUAUUACGAGUAUGAGAUAUACGCUGUUAGACUAGUCACUGUUAUUAAAUCUUUAGUUAAUUCUAGUGUGAAAUAUUCGCAAUUUUUAUCGUAAUGUACCUUUGUCUUAGAUGAGAGAUAUUGUGUUGUAUGCAUACUGCAUGUAGGAUGAUUAAGGGUCGACCAUAACUACUAGUAGCCGCCUGGGCUCUCGGCAACGGCACCGCUUGUUCAGCAGCGGCCGGCGCGGGCCCUGGCUCAUGGGCGUUGGCUGGACCAGACACCUCACCACAAGACCUAUCCCAACUAGGCCACACCAACCGAGUACCAGUACCAUUGGGAGUCACCGGCGGCAACUCCCGCGGUGACGGUGACUCCCCUCCCGGCGCGGGUCGCGGUGGCGGCCUGAGGUUAUUGAGUGUGUCUGUGGGCAUGGUGGGCAUGGUGCCGCGCUGUUGUCGCCGGUGACUCCCGCUCCGGCGCGGGGUGCGGGGGCGGCGCUGUUGUCGCCGGUGACUCCCGCUCCGGCGCGGGGUGCGGGGGCGGCGCUGUUGUCGCCGGUGACUCCCGCUCCGGCGCGGGGUGCGGGGGCGGCGCUGUUGUCGCCGGUGACUCCCGCUCCGGCGCGGGGUGCGGGGGCGGCGCUGUUGUCGCCGGUGACUCCCGCUCCGGCGCGGGGUGCGGGGGCGGCGCUGUUGCCGCCGGUGACGGUCACAAACAAGCGACACCCAUCAGGAAACCACAGUUACCGGAGAUGCGAUGGGUGUCGCUUGUAAUCCCGUUAUUCCCGAAAGUAGUCCCAUAUUUCACAGAUAUAAUUUAUUUAUUCGCACGUGUUGUUGGUUGAAUUUGUAUAAGUCCACUUUAUCGGCCGCGGGCCUAAGUGAAUGGAUAAAGAAGAUGGUAAACUCGCAUUUUAAAAUCAUCAUCAUUUCGAACACCGGGUACCGUUUUAUCUUUUGGGGCUUUACGGAACCAACAAAAUUAUCUCACAGUUUCCAGUCUGAAUAUGUUUCACAAUCGAAAUAGCUGGAGCAAGUGUUACGGUAUAACACAUGCUCCAAUUACUGUGAUGAUUUUAAGUUUCAAAAUCGUAUUACACCUCGAUAUAUACCUAGUGAUAUUAUUGUUAGUGCGGCUAAGAAACUAAAAGUGCUGAGGUCGGUUUAAUUAGAUUCAUAUCGAAGUUGGUGUGACUUCAAAAUGCGAGUAGGUGUAGUUAGUUAGUAAUUCUUAUGUGGUAUUGUAUUGUCUGAAGUAUAUUGUGUCUAGUUUUAACCAAGUGCAAUAAGAUCGCUAACUUAUGAAUAACGAUGCCACCACAUCGUGGAAGCCUUUAAUAAUUACAGUUAGCCCCUUGAUCAAUCUAGCUUACGUGAGUGCGUCUUGCUACUUAUAUGUGCAUCUUGUUAACGCAUAAUAAUUUAUAAUAUUUAUCUCAUGAUUGCCUUUGUUGGCUAUCGUGGAUGUAAUGUUUAACUUUUAUGGAAUACAUAUAAUCACAUUCGUUUGUGGGGUCAUGCUUGAUACAACGCAUUAUUGUUGAAUCUUUUAACAUGUUACUUGUACAGUCGCCAUCAAAUAUAUCGGAGCGGCCAAGGCGCUCACAAAUAUCUGAACGCGCCUCUAUUGUCAAGGCGUUAGAGUGCGUGUUCAGAUAUAUUUGAGCACCUCGGCCUCUGCGAUAAAUCCGAUAGAGACUGUAUCUAUUGUUGAAAUUAUUUGAGAUUAACUAGCUUUUUAUAUAUCUAAUGUACGCCUAAUGUAAAAAUAUUGUAGAAGCAAAAUUGACAGCUGAGAUCGAGUGUUGGGCGGCGCCAUUUGUUUUGUGGUAUUAUUGUGAAAUGUUACUCGUAGUGCGUGACUAGUUACCGCGUAAUGUAUGGGGUUCUACUUUGCUAUCUAUUUUAGCUCUCAAACUGCGGCUAUGGUACUACUUUAAGCGUGUUAGAAUCUUGCUACCAAAUUUCAGAUUGUAAUAACGCUAAUUUUGUUCAUGUCAAAUAAUUUCAACCAUAUCCAUGUUACGCUUUUAUGCACCCCACGCUCUUAGAAGUAAGUUUCUCUUUGUAACCUGGUAGCAAUCGAGAACACAUCCAUUUAUAAGCAAUAUUUAGUUACAAAGUAUUUUGGAAGAAAUAUAUAUUUGAAUGAAGUAUGUUGCGUAGUUUAUGCGGCGCCCAUGGUUACGUUACCAGUAUUAUCACAAUCAUAACUACACCCAAGGAUGACCUAUCAGCAUACCCCGGGGUUCUGGGUGCGGGAAUGUUUUACACUAGCCAAAAAUAGGAAAAAACUAGUAAAACAAACUAUUUUAACAAGCUUACUACCUUUUUCUAAUUAAUAGUUUAGUAAUUAUUUUACAGUCAUAAAUGAAAUGAAAUGACAUGAAAUCAUUUCCGGGCCGCGCCCAAAACCCUAGAGUACCUAUGCCUAUCAAUGGCGGAGCGUCUAUAGAAUAUAGGUCCCAGCCAUUUGCCUAAUUUGAGAAAUUUGUGGAUUUUAGCGUACAAAUUUCAAAGAACAAACUGCCACUGUGACCUUAAUUGGAUAAUAUUUCAUGAACUUGCACAAUAUUAUCAAUAUCAGAAUCUGUCAGGAAUUGCGACAAAGCAUGAUUGAAUACCAGCUAAUUUCCUCUUUAUAAGAGCAUGCUUUUUUCAUAUCAAAUGCACCAAAUUCUGAUUAGUCCAUCAUUACAUCCGUUCAUUAAUCUUAUGAAAGUUAUUAUAUAACAUAAUGUGAACUGCCUUUCUCAUUAGUAGUGGCAAAAAGACACUUUUUGUUGUUUUCUUAUUUAAUCAAGUCUAUUUGUGAUAUGGUAUUUAUUUCUAUAGGUUAAUGUUAUAAUAUAAUCACCAAAGUUAAUGAUUUAAAAAUAUUUGAAAACUAUUGUGUAAAACCAAACGAAAACUAAGCUUAUAGAUUCUGUAAAUGUACAUAGAUUUCGCACAAUAAUCACUUGAGUAUUUUCUGAGUUAUUUAUUGUUAUCGGGUAUGUUUAAUUUCGUUUGUUUUCGAAAUUGUUUGUGUAUAUUUAUUUUGUAAUGACUACAUCACAACUUGCUUAGUGUUCUGUCAUUGUUUUAGAACACGCUUUAUUUAUUUUUUUAACUUGAUACGUUCCCGUAUAUCAUGAGCCGAGGUAGAAAUAAUACAAUUUAUUACCUUGGAAAAGGUAAGAGAUCCUAGUAUAUUCUAAUGAUUUAUAUACAGUGGCGUAGCUAGGCGUGGGCGAAGCGGCCCCUCGCCUCGCACUCAAAGGGGCCCCGCUAAAGCUAACCUAUUUUAUUACCUUGAGAAUACCUACACAUUGACAGAAAAGGGCUUUGCAGAUGCAACUUCGCCCACGGCUAGAUUAGUUCAGCUACGCUUCUGUCUACCUAUAUUUAUCAAAUGUAUCCAUACAACCCAUAAACAUAUUAUUGACAUUAUUGUUCACCUUGUCUUUUCUGUACCCGAAAGUUAUAAUAUUGGCAGUACGCCUAGUUUUGAUACCAUUUCUAGUAAACUAUAUCGGGACCGAUGUAAAUCACAAACAAAAAAUAGGCUCCAGCAUAACUUUAGGGUACAGGAGAGAAAUUUUUCUGUCUGUAUGGUAUCCAAAAAUUACUCGUAAUUGAUAUGACCACCUAAUUUAAGUAUAUUCUGGUUCUUUUUUUCGAUUAAUCUACUAUUCGAAUAUUCUGUCAAUUUAAAUUCACUUUAAACUUUCCACUGAAAAAAAAAAACUAAAUCUAUACCUAUAUGCAAAAUUUAUGCCAUUUUCAAGUAAAGGGCAAUUAUUUUACUAUCGAUUGUCAAUAAAGCGAUACAGGUUUGAUUAGAAAUCGCUAUUUUCUACAACCGACAAUCCGGUGCUUUUUGCCUGCAAAUGUCGCAUACCUAUAUAGCUAUAGGUACAGUCAGCAGCAGAAGUUGCUAAGCGGACGAGGUGUUCAAAAUAAAGUCAACACAACAUUAUUAUUAAUAGAAUAAGAGUGUGUGUGCAAGUCAUUUUGAAUGCCUCGUCCGCUUAGCAACUUUUGAUGCUGACUGUACAUAAUUUGUUAUUUUGAAUGUCCUCACUGUUGCCGUGCAGACUGUACAAAAUUACUUUUGUAGGGUUUUAGCUGUGAUCUGUAUUUUGUAAGUAGUUAAUUGGCGUUGUUUCAGUGAAAAAACAUGUCUAUAGUAAAGUUUAUAAUAUGAUUGUAUCUAUUUUGAUAAGUUACAUAUGAAACAAUAACUAAUGAUAAUAGAACGUGAACAUAGAAUAUAAAUGACCCACUAGAUGAAUAUGAAUAAAUAAAAGCAUUCUGCACCUACGUAAUACUAAUUUAUAUAAAGAUUCAUUAUAGUGCUUAUUUUGUUUUAUUUAUAAAAGAUCAUUUAAAAUAAAAGUAAACUUAAUUCA
Molecule: messenger RNA, 14293 nt
Organism: Cydia strobilella
Lineage: Eukaryota; Metazoa; Arthropoda; Insecta; Lepidoptera; Tortricidae
Gene: Rbcn-3A
Product: dmX-like protein 2
Exons: 62
Coding region: 179-9835 (3218 amino acids)
Biological process (GO): vacuolar acidification
Cellular component (GO): RAVE complex
Molecular function (GO): protein binding
Source: RefSeq, a predicted model, not a curated record